Molecule: messenger RNA, 8231 nt
Organism: Gadus morhua (Atlantic cod)
Lineage: Eukaryota; Metazoa; Chordata; Actinopteri; Gadiformes; Gadidae
Gene: mpp4a
Product: MAGUK p55 scaffold protein 4a
Exons: 15
Coding region: 657-2645 (662 amino acids)
Molecular function (GO): protein binding
Source: RefSeq, a predicted model, not a curated record
GUGGGGUAUUAUCCAUGCAUAUAUCUACAUCCAUCUUUCCAUCCUCCAAAUGAGAUUCAAAGCAACAACCAAUUUAAUAUUUUUGAUUCAUGUCGUAUUUUAUCUGCAGAUGAUUUUAUACUGAUUUUCUUUGUUCUUAUGCUCUUCCGCACUCUAUGGCUUCAUUUCAUUCAUUCUUGAAACAACAUUUACCUGCCUUCAUCCAUCUCUUGAUCCUGUCCCUCACCUCUCCUCGGGUCUCACCCCUCCUCGGGUUUCUCACCCCUCCUGGAUCUCACCCCUCCUCGGGUCUCUCACCCCUCCGUGGGUCUCUCACCCCUCCCGGGUCUCACCUCUCCUCGGGUCUCACCUCUUCUGGAUCUCUCCAUCCUCUGGAGGCUUUCCCUUGGAGCACUGCCCCCUGAGAAGCGGUAACCAUGGCUACACCUGGACCCCUACAGCAUCACAGCAUCACCUGGACCCCUACAGCAUCAGCCGGCCCACCUCCCCGUUCUUGCAGCGAGCUAGGAACAUCCCUACCCCUGGGAAGAACCCCUCUGGCUACACCCCUUCAUCUAGCCCCGCCUCCCAUCUCCUCCCCAGAAUGCAGGUUGUCAGCACCAUCACUAGCCCAGACUCAAAUCUGACCAAACAGCCCCUGUCCCAGCAGGAAGAGAAUGAGGAGGACGAGUAGGACAAAGAGGUGCAGGAUGGGGAUGCUCUCAUCCUGCUGGCCCAUUUGCUUGAGAAGCUGCAGGGGACGGGGAUGGCCAGGCCCUCCCCAAACUCACCCGGCCACCUCCCAGCAGACACCACAACCCCCCACUCCCGUGCCGAGUCUCCUCCCUCUCCCAGGAGUCCCGCACCCUCUCCUCCAGCUCCUGACAACACAAAGAAAACUGCAACACCAGGAUUGGUGGUCCUGUGGUGUGAAACAAAGGAUGACUGAUUCCACGUGGUGGAUGUGUCUCACAGACACACUGCUGUCUCCAGGGUCCCCAGAUCAGAAGGUUGAAGAGCGAUGCUGUUCACAGUUCUGUAUGCAUCCCUUCCUCGAUGACCACAGCACUAGAUCUGGUCUGGCUGUUCCAACGGGUGCCACUAUAAAGAGGGAUGAGGAGACAGGGGAGAUCUACAUCGCGAGGGUCAUCCACGGAGGCCUGGCAGACCGCAGCGGUCUUCUCCACACUGGUGACCUCCUCCUAGAGGUAAAUGGUAACCCAGUGGAGGGUCUGGAGCCGGAGCAGGUCAUCCAGAUACUGAUUCAUUCUCAGGGAACCAUUCUGUUCAAAGUCAUCCCAAACAAACCGCAGACCACUGCCACCAACUCCUCUGUCUUCAUGCGGGCCAUGGUGGACUACAGUCCCCAGCAGGACUGGUCCCUCCCCUGCCCUGACGUUGGCAUGUCCUUCAGGAAGGGCCAGCUGCUGGAGGUGGUGGACCAGACGGACGGACACUGGUGGCAGGCAAGACGGCUGCCCACCACCUCUUCCUGCGCCGGCCUCAUCCCGUCGACUAGCAUGCUCAAGAGCAAACAGAGGGAGCAGUGGUGGAGCCAACCUCUUCCCAUAGACACCUGCAUCCGCCAAGUGCUGACUGAUGGCCCUUCUAUAGACGGGGUUUCCAGGCCUGUGGAUGAAAAAGCAGACGAAGAGCCACUUAAUAAUGAUGAAGCUGAAUCAGAUGUAAUUAAUGGACUCUACCUGGCGGGGUUCCGGCGGAGCCUCCGUCUGUGGCGGAGGAUGGCCUACAGGGGGUGUCGUCUCUCCUGCUCCUCCUGCUACUCCUGCUCCCCGCACAGCACCUCCCUAUCCAACCCUUAUGAGGAGGUGGUCCUCUACCAGCGCUCCCCCCAGGAGAACCCCCGCCUCAUUGUUCUUGUGGGAACUUCAGGGGUCGGAGUGAAUGAACUGAGGAAGAAUCUCAUCAGGAUGAAGCCCUCCUUAUUCAAGGGUCCCAUACCACGUCUGUACUCGCUUCCCACCUUGUAUCAUGGACCCCUUUACCAUCUCUAUACCCUCCGUAUUACCUGCUGUGUCUGUGUGUCGUUAGAUACCACCCGACCAAUGAGAGAAGGGGAACAGACAGGGAGAGAGUACCACUUUGUCACCAGAGAGCUGUUUGAGUACAUGGUCUGCAACAACAGGUUCCUGGAGUAUGGGCUCUGCAGGGGCCACCUGUACGGGACCAGCAGCGAUGCCAUCAGAGAGGUGCUGAAGAAAGGCAGGAUCUGCAUCAUCGACGCUGAGCCUCAUAGUCUCCAUGCGCUGCGCAGCAGGAAGUUGAAGCCCUACGUGAUCUUCAUCCGACCCCCAGAGCGUGACGUCCUGAGACUGACCCGGCAGCACGCCCGCAUCCUCACCUCCUGCUGCAGCUGCAGAGCCUAUACCGAGGAGGACUAUGAGGAGCUGGAGGAGGCGUCAGGGCUGAUGGAGAUGAAGUACCGCCAGCUGUUCGACCGGACGGUGGAGAACGGAAGGCUGGAGGAGGCGACGGCGGAGCUGCUCUCUGUCAUCCAGGAGGCGCAGGAGGAGGAGCAGUGGGUCCCUGCUCCCUGGAGUGUCCCAGAAGAGUCCAGACGGGAGGAGCGGAGGGACAAGGGGAUCCGGGAGGAGCGGAGAGGAGGUCUGACCUACACCAUGGACUACACCAGCGAUGUGUACUAGGAGGAAUGCCUUAUGGCCGUCGCACUCCGGCGAGCCGUCCACUGGCAUGCAACCUUAUAUCAGUUCUGAAACAUCAUUUUUAACGUGAGCGCUCAGACCCGAAGCUCAUUCCAGCUCUGCUCAAAAGCUUGUCGCACCGUGCGGCGCCAUGAAACACAGAACAAGCCCUAGAAUCAAACCAAACGGCGUGUUUUGCCCUUUCUACGAAGCAGUGGUCCGUGGCUCGUCUGGUGUGCCACCAGCUUUAACUCAGACAGAGAUAGUCAGUUCACCUUUUCGCUAACAUAUGCAAGAAAAACUCCACACACACACACACAGCACAAUAACGGCUUUUAAACUGAGGAGUUCACAUGCAGUGAGGUGAAGCCGCACAUAGAGACUGGGGGCUUACGCUAACGUUACGCCAGAGGUUGGAAGCUGCAGAUGCAUGGUUCAGAAACCAAACACAAACUGCAGUAUUUGACACUUGUGACUCAAGCCAUGUUUCCACCAAAACAACCCCUUACUUUUGGUCCCAGGAACUGCCUUUCAGGGAACUGGAAGGUUCUUUCGGCCCCUUGAAUGAAGACUCUCUUAAGUUAGGAAGAUUAAGCUCCUUAACAUCAGAUAUAUAACGACAAGGACAUGACAAAUUAAGUAACUUAACAUCAGGUAUAUAAGGACAAGGACAUGAACAAUUAUUUCCCUUUACAUCAGGUAUAUAACGAAUAAAGGACAUUACAAAGCGAGAAAUAAUGAGAGAAAAAUCAUUGCAUCAUCAGUUACGACGUGAAUAUGCAGCAUUUUCCAGAGUUGAACUGGACGGACCCUGAAGCUCAUACAGCCAGAGUGUGUGUUGAGUGUAGUGUGCAUGCUCCUGUGGGUUUAGCCGAUGAUCAUAGAGCUAGUUUUAAAUCCAGUUUGCAGGACAAGGGGGACUAUGACCAAUAGCGUGAGUGCGUUCUGUUAUUCAUCCAAAUUUUGGAGUCAAUCUUUUUUUAGGUUGAUUCCCUGCUCAAUAACUAAAAGUAGUCUAUUCCUCUUUCGGAGGACUGUAGCGAUACAAAUGCCCAUCUUCAUUUUAUUGAAUGAAACGCACGUAACAGAUGAUUAUAGGUCUUUGAUGGUAGUUUACCACUCGGGAUGAUCAAUACAGAUAACAGACAUUGAUAACAAUAGGUCUAUGAUGGUAAUUUACCACUAUGAUUUAAAUUACCACUACUACAGAUUUUUUACAUUUUAGGGCAUUUAGCAGACGCUUUUAUCCAAAGCGACUUACAUCACAUUGAAACACCAACGGCAAAGUCAACCAUGCAAGGCGACAGCCAGCACGUGUAAAGUGUCUUGCUCAGGGACACAUCAACACUCAACUAGGAGGAGCUGGGGAUCGAACUAGCAACCUAUCGGUUACAAGACAACUGCUCUACCUCCUGAGCUAACACCGACUCCACACACACACACACACACACACACACACACACACUAUCAGCUCGCUCAUUUAAUUUCUCCCCCAUUUAUACUUCGUUCCCUUAACCUCCUCCUAGCCACGUCAGCGCUAACGUCAACGCUAGCGUCACCGCUGCCUGAACGUCGUAAAAGUUGACAAAUUUGGCGGUAAAAAACACCCAAUCUGGCAAGACUGCCUGCACGGCCCCCGCGCUAAUCUCAGCAUAGAUCACUGAGACCAACUGAAAACGAAGCCGAUAUGGAACUUAAACUGUGAUUCUGAAGAAAGUAUAAAGAUUAUCGGAAUUUGGUUUUCCGAUUAAUGAAGAGUUGACCACUAUGGAUGAUCAUUACAGAUAUGUUAACAAUCAGAGUUCCUAGACUGCUACCCCCCCCCGAGCAGGGACCUUUUGAGGGGUAAAAUAAUGUCCCUGGAACUUAAUUGAAGAUUCCUGUGAUGGAAAUGUACAAACGUUGCACAUUUUCAAGUAAGCAAUUCCUGUCCAUUUCAUGUCCAACUCAUCGGUUUAGAUUGUAUUCAGGAGCAUCAGGACAUAAGCUAAGGCCUACUGAUACGGCCGAACAAUAGCCACACGAGGGUCCGGUUCCCGUGGUGCCACCUUUCCGCCCAACCGGAGCGCACUUCCAACCAAGUGUCAUUAAAGUACCGUUGAAUACUCUUGCUCUACCACAAAUUAGAAUGCACACGGAAUUGCAUCAGGAAUUCAAGCUUUGUUGAAAAUAGAUGUCCAGGGGACAAAGCAACUGUCUCUGGGACCACAGACAGUGGUGUACUGGCCGCUGGGCUUACUGGGACAGAUCUCGCUGGGCCACAGCAUCGUCAGCCCUGUUCCAGGAAUGCCUUAAGCAUUUUGACUAGUAGUAGUGCAGCAGUGAGACAGCGGACGAAAGCAAUGAACGAUCACAAUCAUGGCAUCAGAGUUUUUGUAAUUUAUUUUGAGUAGAACAAAGAAAUAAUGACAGUGUCAUUUGAGGCUGCAGUAUGCGUUUGUUUUUCACUGCAUGCAUCUUAUACUGGUGGUCAAACAGUGGGUUCACAUGUUAGGUCAAGAAAAUUGAAUAAUUGGGUUAGUCCGACUAUGCUUGGAUUAUUAAAAUGCAUGUAAACACCUAAAUCAGACGAAAAUCAAGUUGUGUUUCUCAUAGUCGGAUUCAAACCCCUAGAUUAUUCGAUUGAUAGUCGCAUUAAUCGGCCAUGUAUACACUCAAUCGGAUUGGAAUCGGAUUUUGCGUUCUGGGCAUGCUCGAGAUUUUUUCCAGGGGCCAUGAGCCGUAAUUAGAAGGAGACGAUAGUCGUCUUGUUGUCGACUAACGGCGAGAAACGGCGAUUUAUCUAAAAAAGGAAGCCGGGGUCGUGCAAAUGUAGUUACCCCCUAUAAAAAGAGUAUCCCCGGCCGCAGGAGCGCGCAUGUAUUCAGUGCAGAUGGAAGUACACAAUACGCUUUGAUUCCACCCCGUUCACCUAAGGCUAAAUUAAAAGUACAUUUUUUUCUAAAUGUUGGUCAUCAACAAGGUUGUAAUGUAGUAACUUCGGGCACAUCUGUCAAAACAAUUGUUUUUUCUUCCGACAAGUUUACGAUCUUUAUUUAUCGCGCCGUGACCAAACUGACGGGCAUAUUCCCAGUUAUUAUGUAUCUUAAAGACUGUGUCUGGUUCUCCGACUCUCUGGUACCUUCAACAAUAAGUUAAGACUCGUGGUGGGGGUUAUCUCGGCCAUGGUUGAGAAGAAUUGGGGGAAAGGAACUUUGGCUUGGACUCUCAGAAGUCCCGAAUGAACUGUGACGUGGAGGAGAAAGGGAUUGUUGUUGUUGUAUUCGGACUCCGCCGGAGCUCCACCAUCGCAGGAGCUGCUCCGCCGCCGUAGGAACUCUGCAGUUGGCGCAGGAGCUCCGCCACUAGACUCCCUGCCAGGCAGACACAUGGCCAACAACGUUGAAAUGUGUUAAUAGACUAGAGAAAAGUAAUUUUGUUUGUUAUUGUGGAUUCAGAUCUUAGAUUAUUGGAGGGGAUCCACAAAAGCCUAUAUGAUCGGAACAAGGAGAUGUGGGAGCGGAGGGUUUAUUUUUGGAAAUUUUUCGGGUCAUUGAGAGGUCGCAACAAUGGAGCGUCGGAGAAUAUCAUGGACCCGAACAGUUUGUUGUUGCUGGUGACAUAAAGAGCUCAGCCGGUGGCUCUAUUACCCCUAGUUGUAAUGGGUACAGCGCCACCUAUCGUACCGGGGUAUGACAUGCUUCAGCCAAUGAAUCGAUUAUCUCACCGCCAUGUAUACUCUGACAAUUGAAGUUGUCCGAUUGAGGAGCAUAGUCAAACUAAGGCUUGAAUCGGUUUAAGCUGUUCAUGUUAACAUACUGAAUGAGAGGCCCAGUGGUUGACAUUAUAUGUAAACACAAUAUGUAAAGCACAAAUAUGUGUGCGUGUCAAUGUUUAUUCUUACCCAGCUCCCCCCUCCUCUGUUUCUCUCUCUUAAUCCCAUGACAGAUGGUGUCUGAUAUGUUUUAAGUGACGGAUUAAGGCCUGGCCUGGUGACCUCCAAACUCCUCCUCCUCCCCCACCUCCUCUUUUCUAGCCAUUACGGCACUGGUUUAUCAGCCCAGGAUUCUGGGAGACAAUUUGCAGGCGUUGUAUCCUUGCAUUCCGAUAAGCAUUUUGAAGCGAGUUAUUGAGAUACAAUAACAAACAGGGAAGAGGUGAGAACUGUCAGAAAUACUGAAAUAUAUUUAAAAUUGAGUGCUGUAAACAGUAAAGACAGCAAAAAAUGCUUUUACUCAAGUAUCGACAGGCUCUUACAUGUUCAUUCCUCACACGGGCCGCUCUAAAGCAGUAGGUGUUGCAUGGACUGAGACCGUUGCGAUGGUGAUUGUGGACCAUGGUCUGCUCCACAUACAGCUGGGAGGCAGAGUUCUCCACCAUGAACUACUAGUAGUGUUGCAGACUCACCAUGAGGCCCUACGCGCCCCUACACACCCUUCCCGGUGUGAGUACCAGAUGUGUUCAGCUGCCAGAUCGGCUCGGGGUCCUGCGCUUACAGAUGACGUAUCGACACUUGACGUAUCGACACAAGCCAACGGACAAACCCGGAAGGGGUGUCUAUAAAUGGUGCUCAAUCAGUUUUGGUUUUGAUUUCAUUGAACGGAGCCCGUUUUCUCACAAAGCCAUUGGAAACAUGUUUAAAAGCACUGAUGAAUGCAUAUUUUUACUUUCACAUAUGUUAAAGUAAGGAUUGGUAUUGUUAAAGUUAGAUAUUAAGACAGUAUUUUCUAGUUUCUAUUAACUGAAAAUGAAGAACUUGGACAGUCAUAUGAUUGAUGAGAUUUUAUUUGCUCAUACAAAGCUGAAUAAAUAAGACAAUACAUUGAUACAACUGAGGAACAGCUCAAUGUAAAUCCAUAAAAAACGGCAUGUUUAGAUCCCAUGGUGAAUUGAGGAUGAAUUCAUGAAUGUGUUCAUAUUAGAUAUUCAUCCUAUUCCUUGAAAAUAGAUUUUUUUUUUUUAUGAUUUUCCAGAUGUUCAAUGAAUUGUAACCUUGCCUAUACAACUAAUAACAAUAAAAAAUGUAAAAUUUUCCUCUUUUCCACUAGGGUUAUCUUUGCUCUAUAAUUUAACAAACAUCUGUAAGAAAGGUAGGCCUAUAAGAAUGUAUAUAAUGUGUUAUCACAUUCAUGAAUAUAUCCUCAAUUGGCCGCGGGAUAGAACAUGAUGUUUUCAUGGAUUUACAUUGAGCUGUAUGUGUGUAUGUGAAUUGCAGUGUAUGUGUUUGGAUACACACACGAGCACACACACUGACAUACUUCUUUUUUUUCAUGAUGCCUGCAGUGGCGAUAUCACACAGGUGUAUUCCCACAGGCUCUGAAAACAACAGUCAUCAAGCCAUAUCUAACUUACCAUUUUUUAGCAAAAUCAUUGAAAAAGCUGUUUAUCAACAGCUAAAUAACUACUUCAAUCACUGGAUGUGCCAAAAUUGUCUUAAAUUGAACAAUGAAAAAACUGAAGUAAUGGUCUUUGGUGCAAGGGAUGAACAAUUAAAAGUCAGUGCACAGCUGUUAUGUUAGAAAGCACACACCAAGACAGAAAUCUUGGUGUAGUCAUGGACUCGGACUUGAAUUUCUAAAACCACAUUAAAUGCCAUACUGAACUAACUGA